This is a messenger RNA of Prorocentrum cordatum, 857 nucleotides long. The record is from the annotation of a GenBank genome assembly. NCBI's taxonomy places the organism in Eukaryota, Dinophyceae, Prorocentrales, Prorocentraceae.
GACGCAGCGGCACCGCCGCCACCUCGAGUUCCUGAGUACACCGACGGCGAUUUGGACCGACUGGCAGCGCUGGAGCAGACCGCCCUGGCGAAGGAGGUCGAGCAGGCCACCAAGCAGGAACGGCUGGCUGCCCAGGAGGUACAAUGGCGAUUGGGGCGAUACAAUAAGGCGAAGGCUACGUUGGAGGAGAUGCAGCGCAACCGUGUCGAGGCGGAGCGCAACCUGGAGAUGGCGCGUCAGGCCGUGCGCGAGGCGGACGCUAAGAAUAACCGUUUCAACAUUGGCCAGUUCAACAUUGGCCAGUUCGAAGAGGUCAAGCGUGCUGAGGUGGAACGUCAGCGCCAAGCUGCUGCUGCUGCCGAGCGCGAGGCGCAGGACGGCUUCACCGAGCCGCGCGCCCCCGCUGCCGCCCCCGCCGCUGGCGCAGGCGGCGGCGCGCGCUGGGACGGCGGAGGAGACGGUGCUGAUGCGGGUCGUGGGGUUCCUGAGGGCGCGGGUGCAGCGGUUGCUGCCCUUCGGCCCCCUGACCAUUUGCAGAUGACUCUCGACGAUAUUCGGGAGUGGUGCCAGAAGCAUGGCCACAGGUACGAGUAUUGGGAGGCCGUCAAGCAGAUGGAGCAGAGCAUUGCGGCCCCCAUGGAUGACGUGUCGGAGGUUGGCGAGUUUGAGUUUGGUGACCAUCAUCGUUAUGAAUUGGAUCAGCUUCGGAAGCGGUCACUGGAACAGGCUCUCACAGAAGCUGAGUGCAACCGUAUGGAGACCAUCCUCGUCAAGCAGGCAGCUCAGAAGGCUACGAAGCGACUCCGUACAGUGCGGUGCAAGAACGAGGUCCCGUGGUUCGAGGUGCGGGCGCUGCG